CGUUACCUUCGUUCUUCAUCACAAUUAUCCCAGGGUAUCUCCGGAGAAGCCACGCCAGCUCGCGAAAAAGAAGAAGAAACGAUCAUCAUGGCUUUCCUCGGCUUCAAAGCAUACCCAACCCCCAUCUGGAAGCCGCUCGGCCCGUUCAUCGUCGCGUCCGGCAUCGUCUUCUGGGGCGUCAACGCUCUUCAAAACUCGAUGGUCAAGAGCGGGGAAAAUGCAAAGGAUCCGCGCAACCCAUAUGGCCAAAAGGUGCACAAGGAGUCACACCACUAGACGCGCUCAAGAUAGGACAUAACGCAGCCGCAAAGUCGGUCUUUGCACCGCUGUAACCAUCUUGUCGUGGAAUACAUGACCAACUGAGCAAGAAAGUCACUUUAAGAAUCGUCCGGGCGUUUGUCAUGCGCGAUUGAAUUGCAGAGGGCACAGCGUUUCCUGAUAAGGUUCUAAAGGAGAGAGGAAGAAUUAAGCACAUAAAUACAGAAAGGACUGAUGAGGUUUGUAAUUGCUUCUUCAAAACUUGGAAUGCCUUGCAU
Tilletiaria anomala UBC 951 is the source of this 536-nucleotide messenger RNA. Its product is annotated as putative ATP18-subunit I/j of the mitochondrial F1F0-ATP synthase. Bases 88 to 276 code for a protein of 62 amino acids. Gene Ontology annotation, biological process: proton motive force-driven ATP synthesis. Gene Ontology annotation, molecular function: proton transmembrane transporter activity. NCBI's taxonomy places the organism in Eukaryota, Fungi, Basidiomycota, Exobasidiomycetes, Georgefischeriales, Tilletiariaceae. The record is from RefSeq and is a predicted model, not a curated record. The transcript has 3 exons.